UCCCUUUAUUUAUUGCCAUCGGACUAGUGUAAGAUACAGACAGACUAGAGCAUCAUCACCGACAGGUCAAGGGUUCCUCGAGCUCCACGACCUAUAGAAAUGAAGCUACAAGGGAAAGUUGCAAUAGUAACGGGAGGUGCCCAAGGAUUAGGUCGAGGAUUUGCACAGGGUCUACUUGGGAAAGGUGCAAAGGUUUGUAUAUGUGAUGUUAAUUCUACUACUGGACAAGCUACACUGGCAGCCUGGAACAAACAGUUUGGGAAAGGCAACAGUAUGUUUCUCAGGUGUGAUGUCACCGACCAUGAUCAAUUUGAAGGUGUGAUUAAAAAAGUUAUCAAAGAAUUCGGCGGACUGGACAUUCUCGUGAACAACGCAGGAGUAAAUGGAGAGGAACCAGAGACAUGGAGGAGGACUAUCCAGAUUAACCUGAUCGGUAUGAUAGAGGGAACCAGGCUGGCAGAAACCUAUAUGGACAAGAGUGCUGGAGGACGAGGAGGACUUGUGGUCAACAUUGCAUCAACAGCAGGACUGGUACCAAUGUUCCACGGCCCAGUCUACUCGGGAUCUAAGUAUGGGGUAGUGGGAUACACCACCAGUAUGGCAGCCGACCCUAAAACUUUGGAGACAGGUGUAAGCUAUGCAACACUGUGUCCAGCAUUUACAGCCACCGAGCUAUUUGAGGAGAGUCAUGAGACUCUGUUAAAUAAUAACACAGGUUUAGAUCUGGCGGCCAAACAAAUCACUGAUGCAGGAAUACAAACGGUGGCUGAUGUUGUGAAUGGGUUUCUGCAGUUAGUGGAAGCUGAUGAUAAUAACGGCUUUGUCAUGGCUGUAUCCAAACAGAAAGGGAUCCAGUAUGUACAUAGACGCCCGCGGAAACCUCGAGCCAAUAAGUUGUGAUCAGGCGAUGUGUCUCCAUAAAUACUGUGAUAUGUUACAGUGACUGUAAAUACAAACUACUAUACAGAAACAAUGGAUGCUAAUGUUGUGUCAAGAAUGAGCAGUCGUUGAAUAAUUGUGACUGUGUGUUUAAUUACAGUGCCAAAACCAGGGACCAAUCUGGUGCAGUGUCCAAAUAGGUAGAAUACAAGAUUAUUUAAGGUGGGG
Messenger RNA from Mizuhopecten yessoensis (Yesso scallop), 1107 nucleotides. RefSeq names its product 15-hydroxyprostaglandin dehydrogenase [NAD(+)]-like. Gene Ontology annotation, molecular function: oxidoreductase activity, acting on the CH-OH group of donors, NAD or NADP as acceptor. NCBI's taxonomy places the organism in Eukaryota, Metazoa, Mollusca, Bivalvia, Pectinida, Pectinidae. Bases 100 to 900 code for a protein of 266 amino acids. The transcript has 7 exons. Gene Ontology annotation, cellular component: cytoplasm. The record is from RefSeq and is a predicted model, not a curated record.